CUGUCAGAGUGUGGUGACAUUUGAUCAGAUCCACCGGUGACUUUGCCACACAUCAGACCUUGAGGAAAAACAUAUACCUCACUCAGCAGGAGAAUCCACUGGAUAUUUAUCUUUGAUUAUUCUGGGGAGGGGGGGGCUCUGGCCACAGAUUUAGAGACUCAAGAUGGAGAAGUUGAAGAAUUCAUUGAAGAGUAUGGUUUCGAUAAAAAUCAGGGUAUACGUAAAGGACUACUGCAAGAGGAACGGCCUGUUGACCCUCUCCGUCUUUGCUGUAGUGACCGGAUGUGUGCUGGGGUUUGUCCUCAGGUCAUUUAACCUGUCCACACAGGCAAAGAUUUACUUCUCCUUCCCGGGAGAACUUCUGAUGAGGAUGUUAAAGAUGUUGAUCCUGCCUCUCAUCACCUCCAGUCUCAUGUCUGGCCUGUCAGCCAUGGACACAAAGGCAAGUGGUCGACUCGGAGUGCUGACCGUCACCUACUACCUGUGGACGACCUUCAUAGCUGUCAUUGUCGGCAUUGUGCUGGUGCUCAUCAUUCAUCCAGGAACCGGCUCUGAGAAGGAGGGACACCAUUCAAGCUCAGGGCCUGUGAUGACGUCCGCCGACGCGCUACUGGACCUCAUCAGGAAUAUGAUCCCAUCAAAUCUAAUAGAGGCAACUUUUCAGCAGUAUCGAACAGACCUGGUACCCAUUGUGCAGAACGGUAACGGACAAGACUCUCAGGCCAACUAUGUGUAUGUCAUGCCUGACUACCACAACCCCCGUCUGGGCCACCCGGUCUUCCUGGAGAUCACCCCUGCACCGGACAUCAAGUACAAGAUCGUCCCCAGCACCAGCAAAGGCAUGAACGUACUGGGGAUAGUCAUCUUCUCAGCCACUAUGGGUCUGCUGCUGGGGAAAAUGGGAGAACGUGGAGCGCCACUAGUCAACGUGUGCCAGUGCAUCAACGAAUGCGUCAUGAAGAUCAUUAACGCAGCCAUGUGGUACUUCCCAUUUGGCAUUGUGUUCCUGGUGGCAGGGAAGAUCCUGGAUAUGCACGACCCGGCCCACCUGGGAGAGAAGCUGGGCAUGUACUUCAUCACAGUCCUGUCCGGUCUGUUUGUGCAUGGCCUCAUCCUGCUGCCAGCCUUCUUCUUCUUCUUCACCCGCAAAAACCCCUUCGCCUAUAUCAGAGGAUUGCUUCAGGCUCUGGUCAUUGCUUUGGCCACUUCAUCCAGCUCUGCCACUCUGCCCAUCACCAUGAAGUGUCUCUUGGAGAACUGUGGCGUGGACCGGCAGAUCGCUCGUUUCGUGCUGCCGGUGGGAGCGACCAUAAACAUGGACGGGACUGCUCUGUAUGAGGCAGUUGCAGCCAUUUUUAUCGCUCAGGUCAAUGAAUAUGACUUGGACUUUGGCCAGUUGGUCACGAUUAGUAUUACAGCAACAGCUGCCAGCAUUGGUGCUGCUGGAAUCCCUCAAGCUGGUCUGGUUACCAUGGUGAUUGUCCUGACAUCUGUGGGGUUACCGCCUGCUGAUAUUUCACUAAUUGUGGCCAUUGACUGGGUUCUUGAUCGGUUCCGGACGAUGAUCAACGUUCUCGGUGAUGCCUUAGCUGCUGGGAUCAUGGCUCAUGUUUGUAGGAAGGAUUUUGAGCGAGCAGCUAAUUCUGCAACCACCGCCAAUGCAGCCAGCAACGGAGGGGGUCCCAAACGGAGAGACACAGUUAUCUCCUUCGGCAAUCAGAGUGUGGCGCUGUCCGAGGCUCCUCUGAUGAGUCACCGCUGCGACUUUGUGUUUGAGGUGGAUGGAGACAAUGUAACGGAGCGACCUGUGGCCUCUUACAACCUCUGCCAAGUCUGACAGGACAACUGCCUUCUACAGCGCACAAAAAAAUCCACCUCUUGACCGACAAAUCCAGUCUGACUGAAAGUUGUUGAGAUGACAGGGGUUGGCGGCUAAACUGGACUUCUGCUUGUGCCAUGGCCAAAACCUGCAUUACUUGAUAUUUACUGCAUGUCUCCAUCUAGAUUUGACAAGCGUUUCACAUAAAUCCACACUGAUUAUGGUCUCAAUGUAAACACAGCCACAAUAAUGUGACACAAUUAUGCCCAAAAGAUUAAUGUUUAUCAGUGGAACUUGAUGAAGAUUAAUACAUGUUUAGAUUUCAGUCAAGGUUUUGAGUUGCCUUAACACAAUCGCAGAUUUUGACAGCAAUGCUUGAAAGCUUGAAAAGACUU
Molecule: messenger RNA, 2214 nt
Organism: Sphaeramia orbicularis (orbiculate cardinalfish)
Lineage: Eukaryota; Metazoa; Chordata; Actinopteri; Kurtiformes; Apogonidae
Gene: slc1a8b
Product: solute carrier family 1 member 8b
Exons: 11
Coding region: 164-1837 (557 amino acids)
Biological process (GO): L-glutamate transmembrane transport
Cellular component (GO): plasma membrane
Molecular function (GO): L-glutamate transmembrane transporter activity; glutamate:sodium symporter activity; neutral L-amino acid transmembrane transporter activity
Source: RefSeq, a predicted model, not a curated record